CUCUUAUCAUCGCUCGACUUCUCAUCGACCAAAGGCAUUCGCUAUCACUCUCUCGCCGUUCGCACCGUUCUCUGCCAUGAUUGACUGACCAAUUGGCGCCUUAACGAGGUCCGUAUACCCAGACAAAUGGGAGCGCCCUUCGUCCACCCAGAAUGUCGCUGCAGCCGUUGAAAACGACCGCCGUCGGCGGCCGCGACCCCUCGCUCCUCUCGCCCUCCGAAUACGACGCCGACGCCAUUUCCAUUCGCAGCGACCAGGACACCGACAGCGAUGACGACGAGCGUCAGCUUCGUGCGAGGAACAGCCGCGAGCUCCGCGCGCACGACAGGCUGGUGCUGAUGGAGGAGGAAGAGCUGGACCACUUGGUCAUCGAAAACCGGAGGAAGCAGGAACGCCAGCGUAGGGGUUCCGGGCUGCCGAUACCCAACCCGCUCAGGUUGUUGACCAGGCGGCUCAGUGACGUAUCACCAUCGUCGUCGAGGAGCCCGUCUGUGCAGCCGGGCGAGUCGGUUGACGACCUUAGGGCAGAAAAGAGGCGGGCGAGGCGGCAGAGGAGAGAGAUGAAGCGAGAUCGGCUGCUGGCUGAUGCACAGCACGGCGAGGACGGCGAGCUCAUGUACGAGAUGGAAGAGGGCGGCAUGAAGGAGGGCAGCUCGACCGGCGAAAGCAGCGAACGAGAGGAUAGCGACGAGGUCGACCGGAAGCACUUGCUGCAUGUUACCGAUACCAAGUCGAAGCGAAAACGCAACUGUUGCCGUUGGGUGUUGUUUUACGCCAUCAUUGCCGUCGCCUUUGCCAUCCUCGUCCUUGUGGCGUGGAAGGUAUCCCUGGAUCGGAAGACGACGCGUUAUAGCCAGAAACUCGUCAGCAACGGCACCGCCAUGUUCGCACCCACCACAAUCAUUAUCAGCUUGGACGGGUUCCGGGCCGAUUUUCUCAAUCGGGGGUUGACGCCGAGGCUCAACGCCCUCGUUAAGGAGGGCGUAUCACCCCUCUAUAUGCUCCCGUCUUUUCCUAGUGUCACGUUUCCCAACCACUACACGAUGGCUACAGGGCUCUACCCGGAGUCCCACGGCGUUGUGGGCAACAGCUUCUGGGACCCGAUGUUGCGGGAAGAGUUUUAUUAUACGGACCCUUCGCGGAGCAUGGAUCCCAAGUGGUGGAAAGGUGAACCCUUUUGGGUUACAGCGCAGAAGCAAGGGCUCAAGACCGCCAUACACAUGUGGCCCGGCAGCGAGGCAAACAUCCUCAAUGUUGACCCCACGUAUUUGGACAAGUACAACGGAAAAGAGCUGUUGCCGAAGAAGGUGGACAGGAUUCUUGAGUUUUUGGACAUGCCGGACUCGGACCGGCCUCAAAUCAUCGCGGCGUAUGUUCCUAACGUCGAUGCUGACGGGCACAAGUACGGGCCGAAUAGUACUGAGAUCCGGUCCACCAUCCAGAAGGUGGACAAGAUGCUGGACGACUUGUUCAAGGGGCUAGAAGAACGGCAUCUGGCGGACAUUGUCAAUAUCAUCGUGGUUUCUGACCAUGGCAUGGCGACUACGGACGUCUCCCGGCUGGUACAGCUCGAGGAUCUGGUGGACCUGAGCAAGAUCGAGCACACGGACGGCUGGCCACUGAUCGGAUUAAGGCCAAAAGAUCCCGCUGAUCUCAAGGACAUAUACAAUGGGCUGAUCGAGAAAACGAAGGGGAACCCCAACCUCGAGGUCUACCUCCGCGACGUUGACAUGCCAGCACGGUAUCACUUUUCUAACAACCAGCGCAUUGCUCCGUUGUGGAUCGUGCCUAAGGCGGGCUGGGCGCUGGUCAAGAUGGACGAGAUGAACUUGAAAGAGGCACAGGCUCAAGGGGCGGUGUAUCAUCCGAGGGGCCUUCACGGCUAUGAUCAUGAACAUCCGCUGAUGAGGGCAAUAUUCAUCGCCCGUGGCCCGGCUUUCCCGCACCAGCCAAACAGCAAACUCGAGGUAUUCCAAAAUAUCGAGGUUUACAACAUGCUGUGCGACUCCGUAGGGAUCGAGCCAGCGCCCAAUAACGGCACCCUUCGGCUGCCCCUCAAGCCAAUCGGGCUGCAUGAUGACUCGGCCACGGACGGCCUGGACACGCCAGCCGAUCCCGUGGAGGCUCACACCAUUUCAACCGCUUCUACAAGCAGCGCUCAGACGAGCGUCCCGUCGAAGUCCGUUGGCGUUGACCAGCCGGUGCCGCCGCCGCGGCCGACCCAGGCGCCCUCGGGCUCGGACAAUGGCGGCGAAAGUGACAGUGACGAUGACGACGACCACAAGGAUGAUUCCUCGGCCGUCGACAAUGCCGAGUCGAAAGUUAAGGAGUUUUGGGAUUGGUUCACCGGAAAGGUGAGCACCUGGUGGGGGAAAGUGACGGGUAACGGCAAGGAAGGUGAGGAUGGUGGCAAAGACAAUUCCUCCGGAUAGCCAAUUCUUUGCUUGCUUGCAUGCAUUCUUCAGUGUAUAGUAUAUUAGUUUACAAGCGGCAUUUGCUUUUGGGUGCUGCGUGGCGUCACAGUUUUGGUGUUGGUUAUGUUUAGCAGGCGCAUUAAGUUUUGCUUUCUAAAGCGCUUUGGGCGUUUCGAUGUGCACAUCACGCAGUCAUGACGAGCGUUCGCGGUUGUCACAGAGAGCGAAUGAGAGGGAUCCGUC
Messenger RNA from Thermothelomyces thermophilus ATCC 42464, 2657 nucleotides. RefSeq lists its product as uncharacterized. Gene Ontology annotation, molecular function: ribonucleoside triphosphate phosphatase activity; nucleoside triphosphate diphosphatase activity. The coding region runs from base 153 to 2432 and encodes 759 amino acids. Gene Ontology annotation, biological process: nucleoside triphosphate metabolic process. The record is from RefSeq and is a predicted model, not a curated record. Lineage: Eukaryota; Fungi; Ascomycota; Sordariomycetes; Sordariales; Chaetomiaceae. The transcript is spliced from 2 exons.